GCGCAUGCGCAGAUUACAUUGGCUCAUGUCGUGAUGAUGAUGAUGAUGACGGCGAGACGGGAGAGACGAAAAGAGAGAGGGAAGAAUGGUAAACGGAUACAGUCAACGACAAGUGGGGGUACCAGUGGCAAGCCACGAAUGCGACUAGCGGACCAGUGAGCGAAGAGAACCCGCAUGAUCUCGAUCGGUCUCAUUUUAAAUUACUCGUUUUUAAAAAAAAUAUAUAUUUUUUCUCUUUUUUUACACAAUUAUUAUUGUUAUUAUUAUUGCUAUUUAAUACAAAACGUAUUUAAUUAAUUAAUUGUCAAUGUUUUUAAUUUUUAUUAUCACAAAAAAACAUUAUUUAUUAUCAAAAUUAAAUUUUUUAUUUAUUUUUUGUUGUUAAUGGUAAUAUUAUAUUUGUUGAAUCAAACACAACGACGAGUCACGUAGUUCAACGAAUUCAAGAUAUUAUUUAAACUCUCUUACCAAACGAGUGUUAAUAAAUAAUAAUAAUAAUUUAAAAAAAAAAAAAAAAAAGUGCUAUGGAUAUUUAAAGAAAAAAAAGUUAUUAUUAUAAUUUUAUUUAAAAAAAAAAAUGGUAUAUAAAUUUAGUGAUUAUUAAUUUUGGAGCCAAAAAUAAUUUUUUUUUGUUUUUUAAAUAAAGAAAGUUAAUAAAAGUGUUUAUAAAUAACCAAGUGUGGGAUUUAUAAAUUUAUAUAUAAAUUUAUUGGAUUGAUAGGGGCAAGAUAAUAUAUUAAUUAGUACAACAACAAUAACAACAACAACAACAACAACAAUACAAAAUAUACUGCCAUAUAGUACGACUACAACAACACCACUUACUACUAUUACUCCUACUCCUACUCUUACUACUACUACUACUACUUCUACUACGACUACUACUACUACUACACUACUACAAUCAUCAUCAUGAUCAUGAUGUUGAUGACGAUGAUGAGAAAUGAUACAAUCAUCUCUCCUCUCUCUCACAAAAGCAUCAGUGACUGUGUUUAAUAAAUUAUUUUAAAUACAUGUGCGUGUAAAAGUGGAUUUAUUUAUUAAUUUAAAAAAAAAAGUGUCAAAUUAUUAUUAAUAAUAUAAUAAUUAUUGAAAAUUAAUUUUUUUUUUUUUUUUGUUAAAAGUGAGUAAUUAUUUGUCGAGAGAAAAACACAAGUGUGAGUGGAAUUUUUACUUUUUUUUUUUUAUUUGAAUUAAAUUUGUUUUGUUUAUUGAAUUAUUUGAAAAAAAAAAAAGGAAUAACUCUUCGAUUUGAUAUUGGUAAUUGUGUUAAUCCCCGAAGAAUUUAUCGUGGCUCAACAACGGGGCUCGAGGAGCCGCCUCGGGAUUAUCGCGUGGUGCGCGGCGCGUUCAUGCGCUGCGCGUACCGAUCGUCUCCCGGUGGGUAAAACAAUUAUUACAAAUAUACAUAAAAUAAUACGUAAACGAAGAAGACGAAGAACAAGCUGAAUUAUUAUUAUUAUAAAUAAAUUUAAUAGAAAAUAAGAUAAAAGAAAUAGUGUUUUCACAAGUUUAAAUUAUAUAUUAUUGCUAAAAGCAAAAAAAAAAAAAAAUCAAGUGGAUUAUAUUAAUUUAGUGGUAGUGAAUUAAAAGUGUAAAAGUGUGGAUACCUUGGACUGUCCCCCGCCACCGGCGCUGCCCCCGCGGCGCCCACCUUGGCCGCCAAAUAACGAAUUGAGUACAGCAACCCUAAGGAGUAUUGGGGUGGCAGCUAUUGAUAAUAAUAAAAAUACAAAUAAUCAUUUAUCUAAUUUUGUCGUGAAUAAUCAAAUUAAAAAAACGCCGCCACCCCAAUCGUUUGCGCCGCCAAAUUAUCCUGCGCCACCUAGGCCACCAAGUCGAAACGGUGGGGAUGAAACGCGCAUUGCGAGGGCGGGAAGCGGCCGCAACAACUCAAAUGGAUCAUUGUUGCAGUCAAGAGUAUUGCCACCUCGUGCUGGAUGGGCAGUGCGAUCACCAUCAUCAUCAUCAACAACAGCAGCAGCAGCAGCAGCAGCAACAACACCACCAACAACAACAACAAACAAUUCUUCCACAUCAAAAUUUUCAUCAUCAUCACCAUCAACGUCUUCAUCAUCAUCAUCAUCAUCUUCAUCCACAUCAUCAUCGACAAGUACAAUUGAUAAACAAUGGGCUGAACAAAAUAUCAACAACAACACAUCAACAUCGACAUCCCAUAAAAAUCCACCACCAAUUCCAUCAAUGGUCAGUGGUACACAAACCUCAGGUCUUACAACUCCAACAUUUAGUCAACGUAACCAAAAUCAACAAGAUCGACAGGUAUCGAUUGGUAACAACAGAAUUUGGUCUGAACGUAUUGAAUUAAGAGGUAGUAGUAAUACAUCACCAAUGUCAUUUAAUGGAACAAUACAACCGUCAAGGUCGCCAUCAUUGGCUUCCAAUGGUUCAUCAUCAAAUAUUCCACGUGUACAUGGACAUGAUCAUACACGUCCAUUACCACCACCAAGAUUGAUUGAUACAACACCAAUAAUAUCAACAAUUGCACCACUAACAGCACCAUUAACACCAUUAUCAACAUCAAGUAGUUUUCGUUCAAGAAUAACACCAAUAACAACAACCAAUUCUUUAAAUGACAAUAGUAUAUUGUCGUCGUUAGCAACAACACCAACAACAACAUCAUCAUUAUCAAGAAUAAAUAAUAAUAAUAAUAAUAAUACCAAUAAUAAUAAUAAUAGUAGUAAUAGUAAUAGUAGUAAUUCUAAUUCUAAUUCUAAUAAUAAUAGUAGAACAACAGUUGGUGAAGUUACAUUAACUGUACCAAGACCAGAUGGUGAAAGAGUUGUUAAUGAAUAUGUUGAAACACCAUUUAGACAACCAACACCAUCAACAAAUCAAAAAUGUCCAAAAAAUGAUAGAAGAUUACAUCAUAAUAAUAAUCAUCAUCAACAUCAUCAUCAUCAAUUACAACAAUUACAAAAUCAACAUCAUCAGCAACAACAACAACAACAAAAUUUACAAAGACAACAACAACAAUUACAACAACAACAAACAAGUAAUGAUAAAAGAAUAAAAAAUACAACAAGAAGAAAUCAAAUAUUAUUACAAUCAUCAUCAUUAUCAAGUAGUCAACCAGUAACAAAACAGCCAGUAUCAUUUACCAAGGAACCAUCAAAUACACUUGGUUCAAGUUCAAUAAAUGGUUUACGUUUUAAUGAUCCUAGUCUAUCAAUAAUGUGUGAUUAUUGUGGUAAAUGUAAAUGUGAAUCAUGUCGUGAAGCACCACCAUUACCAUCACGUUGGUUAUGUGAUAAUUCAUGUUUUUGUUCAGCUGAAACAGCACUUGAUUAUGCAUCAUGUUUAUGUUGUGUUAAAGGUUUAUUUUAUCAUUGUGCUGAUGCUGGUAUUGGUGGUGGUGGUAAUAGUGGUAGUAGUAGUGCAAAUAAUAAUAUAAAUGGUAGUGGUGAUAUUGAAGUUGAUGGUAGUUGUGCUGAUGAGCCAUGUUCAUGUUCUGGUUCACGUAAAACAACAAGAUGGGCAUGUCUUGCUGCAUUAACAAUGGUAUUACCAUGUUUAUUAUGUUAUUGGCCAUUAAAGGGUUGUGUUACACUUUGUGAAACUUGUUAUGCUAAACAUGCUGCUCAAGGUUGCAGAUGUGAUCCAAGCAUUAGACAUCAGGGUGUUGGUUCUGGUGGUGGUGGUGGUGGUAAUUCAUCACUACUUGUUUCACGAGAUUCAAGGGAUACUGAAAAAAGAUUACUUGAUCCAGUCACACCAGAGUUGUGAGCAAUAUUUUCAUGACUCAUUAUCAUUAUUAUUAUUACCAUUAUUAUUUUUUAUUUUAUUUUAUAUAUUAUCAUGUAUUUCAUAUGUGCAAAUAUAUAUUAUUAUUAUUAUUAUUUUUAUUUUUUUUUUGAAAGUUCCAAGUGUUGUCUUAUAAGGAGUACCAAAGUGAGUUGAGUGAGAAAAUGGAAAAAAAAAUAUAUAUGUAUAUUUUAAAAAAAUAAUAAUGUGUGUAUUUUAAAGACAAUUUUUAUUUAAAAAAUAAAAAAUGAGAUAUUUGAUUUGAGUGCAUCGCAAUUAGUACAAGAAUUGCAUUUAAGAUAAAUAUUAAACAUGAAAGGACUAUAAAAACAUUUAAUAUAUCAAAAAGUGGCUUUUCUUUUUUUUUCUUUUUUUUUUUUAUUAUAUAAAAUAUUAUAUUUAUUUAUUGUUAUGUAUAAUAGAAAAAGAAAAUUAAUUACAAUCGCAACGUUUUUUUUUUUAAAUCAAUACUAAAUACUAAAUACUAAACACAAACACACAAACACAAUUAUAGAAUUUGAUUUUUUUUUUAAUUAAAAUGCAUAGAUAACGACAUAAAUAUAUAUUAAAAAUAUAUAACACACAAUUAUAUCGAUGCAAGUAAUAAAAUUAAUAAAAAAAAAAAAAAACCGUAAAAUAUUUAAAAAUUCAUGAAAAUUUCAAGCAAAAAAAUUCAACAUAUAUUACAUUUGUAUAAAGAAACAAAAAAAAAAAAAAAAAAACUUUUCUACAGUUUAAUUUAUUCGUGGGCGUCAUCGCGAUUUAUUGUAUAAGACCGAGGCAGGCUCGAGGUAGAAAUGAAAUUUAAAAAAUAAUAAAAUAAAAAUAUCCAUGAAAAAAAAAAAAAAAAAAA
Aphidius gifuensis is the source of this 4615-nucleotide messenger RNA. It is a transcript of the gene sty, whose product is annotated as protein sprouty-like. Gene Ontology annotation, biological process: negative regulation of fibroblast growth factor receptor signaling pathway; animal organ development; multicellular organism development. Lineage: Eukaryota; Metazoa; Arthropoda; Insecta; Hymenoptera; Braconidae. Bases 2203 to 3744 code for a protein of 513 amino acids. The transcript is spliced from 2 exons. Gene Ontology annotation, cellular component: membrane; cytosol. The record is from RefSeq and is a predicted model, not a curated record.